Achroia grisella is the source of this 435-nucleotide messenger RNA. RefSeq lists its product as uncharacterized. NCBI's taxonomy places the organism in Eukaryota, Metazoa, Arthropoda, Insecta, Lepidoptera, Pyralidae. The transcript is spliced from 3 exons. The coding region runs from base 1 to 435 and encodes 144 amino acids. The record is from RefSeq and is a predicted model, not a curated record.
AUGUCCAGUCGAGUUUACGUGGGUUGCAGCGCCGUCGUGGUCCUGAUGGUAGCCUUAGGAGGAGCAGCCGAUGUCUACGAGGACCCGCCUCCUGACGAGGUGGACACCGAUUUGGCCUCUAUGGAACGAAGCAAUAUUGACAUGGGAUCUGAAUCACGGAAUGGACUGUUGCCAAGCUCGAACGAUGUUCUGCUGUACCAUAUAGUCGACGAGCUGCCGCCGAUUGGUGAAAACUCAAAAUUAAUGUAUGGGAGAACUUGGCCCAAAGACGAGAACCCAAUGACUCAAGAAACAAUGACGCCCUACUUGGUGAUGUUGAAGGAACCCAUGAAGAAGAGACUGUUAAGCAUUUUGGGGAGGAUUAGGGGCGGGAAGACAGUGAAACCGCAGCGAAAAUGGAAGCCCAGGCAGGCAAAACCAAGUAAGGAUUUGUAA